Paramacrobiotus metropolitanus is the source of this 1718-nucleotide messenger RNA. Its product is annotated as cytochrome b-c1 complex subunit 2, mitochondrial-like. NCBI's taxonomy places the organism in Eukaryota, Metazoa, Tardigrada, Eutardigrada, Parachela, Macrobiotidae. Gene Ontology annotation, cellular component: mitochondrion. The transcript is spliced from 9 exons. Gene Ontology annotation, molecular function: metal ion binding. The record is from RefSeq and is a predicted model, not a curated record. Bases 37 to 1536 code for a protein of 499 amino acids.
UUCAAGCAAUAGCGCAUAUGUAGUUCGCCCAUAUUUAUGACGUUUUUUGCAGCUUUUCCUGCUCGAAUAAAAAUGUUUAUUGCAAAACGUGGAUUUGCCAAAUUGACAGAUGCUGCAAAAGCUGCACAAUCCGUUGCUCGACCACGGGAGCCAAUUGGUCGUCAGGUUGUUCACGGAGAUCAGUCUCGCGAUGUUCGGGUAACCCGACUGCCCAAUGACUUGACAGUCAUAUCAGAAGACUCCAACAUCCCGGUUACAAGAGUGGUUGUAGCGGUUAAAGCUGGCGCUCGUCAUGAACCACCUGAGGUGCCUGGCUUGUCCCAUGCACUCCGCAAUGCUGCUCCACUGGGCACUAGAGAAUGCUCUGCAUUUGGACUGUCUCGCAAUAUGGAGCAGCUCGGGGCUAGCUUAAGCGCCACAACCACCCGCGACCAUAUUAUAUACACAAUGAAUGUCCACCGAAAUCAUUUGCCGGAAACCAUUAAAUUUCUUGGCUAUGUCGUCGCCAAGCAAGAGUUCAAGCGAUGGGAAGUGAAAGAUGCUGCUGCGCGCUUGGAUCUAGAUCUGGAUAUCUACGAACAUCGCCCUGAUAUCCAGCUCAUGGAACAUCUGCACGCUGCGGCAUACCGCGAUGGAUUAGCUAAUUCCCUUUUCGCUCCCAGAUGGGCUGCUCAUCACUACGAUGCGAAAAUGCUGCGGGAAUAUGUGCAGAGUGCAUUUAAGCCUAGCCGCAUGGCCAUCGCUGUGUACGGCGCGCGACAUGAGGAUAUUUUAAAUUAUGCUGCGGAUAAUUUCAAAAUCGAUUAUGGUUACAUGAAGAAGCCUAUGACCGAGUUCGAAGAGUGUGCACCGGAAAUGCACACUUUGCAGCAACUGCCGAAAGAACAUGGCACAAAUGCGCAGCAUCGGGAUAUCCCUGCCAAGUACGGCGGUGGACAGUGUUUCCACCAAACACUGGACCAUUUGGCGUAUGCCGCCGUAGCCGUGGAAGGAGCCGGAAUAAACAAUCCUAAAGAGGCAUUGGCGUUAUCCCUUUUGCAGCAAUUUCUGGGAUCGGAACCAAGCGUGAAAUGGAGUAAUGGCCAGAAAGUGUCACCACUCGCCAAAGCAGCCGCAGGAGCUACUAGAGAAGAAUAUGCUAUUACUGGAUUGAACAUUUGUCAUUCUGAUUCGGGAUUGUUCGGGUUUACGGCGGUAGCUCAUGGGAAGGAUAUCGCCAAGGUGGUGCAGGCUGGAUUGCAUGUUUUACGAGAAGGAAAGGGUGUCGAUCUGCAGCGUUUGCAAGAAGCAAAGAACAAACUUGUCGCGAAACUUUUGAUGCAUCACGAAAGCCGAUGUGAGCAAUUUCACGAUAUGGCCAUACAAGCAUUAUCUACGGGAAAUAUUAUGAGUGUAAACGACGCCGUAGCAAUCGUUGACCAGAUUCGACCUGAUGAUUUGGCUAAGUAUGCCCAGAGUCUGGUCCAGAAAGGAACAUUCAGUAUGGCGGCGGUUGGAAACUUGUCGCAUCUUCCCCGAUUGGAUGAAUUUGUAUAGAACUGUAAUGUGAGUUACGAUUAUUUUUAUCUAACCGUUUGACUGCCAAGGCGCGAGUUGAAAUAAGGUGUAUGUGUUCUGAGGGAUAUCAGUAGGCGACACCAGUUAUGACGUCUCGUUGUGUGUUUUCGUGAACGAAAUACACGUUAUUAUAAAAAUUAAAGAAGCUAGCCGGUUGUUUA